Vicia villosa (hairy vetch) is the source of this 780-nucleotide messenger RNA. RefSeq lists its product as uncharacterized. NCBI's taxonomy places the organism in Eukaryota, Viridiplantae, Streptophyta, Magnoliopsida, Fabales, Fabaceae. The record is from RefSeq and is a predicted model, not a curated record. Bases 1 to 780 code for a protein of 259 amino acids. The transcript has a single exon.
AUGGGAGGAUGGGUUGAUGGAGUGUGGUCGUGGGGGAAUUUAGGGAUCAAUCCGUUGGAUUUGAGCGCUCAUAAUUUGGUUUCGGAUUUGGCUUCUUUGGGGGUUUUGUUGGAAGGCCGCGGUCCGGGUAGUGGGGAGUCCGAUACCGUGGAGUGGAUGGCCGAAGCGGAUGGUGUCUUUUCCGUUGCUUCUUGUUAUAAGUUUUUUGCCGGGUUCCGUAUUCCGUUUGGUCCUUCAAAUAAAUUUGAUGGGGCAUUGAGCUUGAUAUGGAAAAUGGAAGUUCCUUUUAAAAUUAAGGCUUUUGGGUGGAGGGUCUUGGUUAAUAGACUACCUACAAAGGAUUUAUUGCUUCGGAAAGGUAUUACUUUUUCGGGAGAUUUUUCCAAGUGUGUUUUUUGUGGUGUUCAUCCGGAAAGUAUGAUGCACUCUUUCUUUUUGUGUCCUUCGGUUGCUUUGGUUUGGUCUUCAAUGGCUAGGUGGAUAGGCAAACCUUAUGGUGGGAUGGAGGAGAAUUGUUUGGGUGGUUUUUUGGAUUGGUUGUCCUUUUGUAAAAUGAAGAAAGUUAAAGAAGGUAAAUUAGGAGUAGUUUGGUUAGCAACUUUAUGGUCUCUUUGGUUGUAUAGAAAUGGUGUGUGUUUUCGGAAUGAGGUGUGGAAUGUGGAUAAUACUAUUUGGAGCAUCAAGGUUUUGGUGUGGAAGUGGGCUUUUAUAGGAGAUAUUACUCAUCCUAUUUGUGGCUUUUACGAAUUCAACAAAGAUCCUUUGUUCUUUAUUUCGUAG